GCUAAACCUCGUCAGCCAUGUAUGCUUAAAUUUGGACUUUCUCGAAAUGAUAACUUUAAAACCUUUAUAAUCGUGUAAAUAUCAAAAUGUAUCGUUGUUGACAAAAAGGAAUAAGUUAUAGUCAUUAGGAGGGAAAAUGCAUCGAGCGUACCACACUCCUGGAGGCGGCAUAAGGGAAAUUAAACUCUGUCUACUCGGGGUAAGAUGCGAUCCACAAUUAAAAAUUAUCGACCAGUGAUAGUUGAUGUGAUCAGAGAUUCGCUUCCUUGUUCCAAGUAUUGACAGAGGUCGUUUUGAAGUAAUUAUUUAUUUUCACCACUUUUUCAAGGAUGCUGGUGUGGGCAAGUCUUGUUUGGUCCAUCGGUUUGUCUCCGAUUCAUUUAAUGCCUCAUCUCCGCCCACUAUCGGGUCAGUAAGAUUUGAUUCUAUGAAAUAUUUAAGCUUUAAUAUUAGGUCCUAAAGAUUUGAUCACUAUUUUUAUAAAAUCUAUAAAAUUACUUUAUUCCGUUUCGUGGCUUAUUAGUUUAGCUUUUUAAAAAUAAUUUGGUUAGAUACAGUCGUGGUUGAAUUUAAAGAUCUCAGUAUAUUUAGUAACCUGGUGUCUUAAAAUUAAUGUAAUGAGUUCAUUUUGAGGUACAGUAAAUUUUACUUCCUUUAUUAAUAUGGACAUCGAAGGAACAGAGUCAGGUCUCUGCAGUACAGAGGUGUCCGUAAACUAGAGAAAUGAACUACAUACCAUGUAUAAUUUGUGUCUUUACAGUCACGCCAGGUCAAGCAUACCCCAGUAGAUACCAUUAAUGAAUCAAUUAUUUUAAAAAGGAAUCCAUCAGUCAUUGUUGCAACCAGUUACAACGUCAAAUUUGCAUUCCUGCGUGCAUUAUAAGCAGUGAACUUUUUACAAUAACCUCUCUGUAUUUGGUCAGAUUGAACAUCUUUGAAUGGAUAAAAUUGCUUUGAAGACAUAAAAAUCAAAUUCAAGGAAACUGAGCUGGUAGAAAGUUUAAUAACUACCUGGUGUAUGAAUUCACCACUCAUUAUGCAUGCAGGAAUGCAGAGAUGAAUCUGAAAUCCACAACUCUUGUCUAAAUACCCAUCUAAACUCCCCUACAAAAGGGAAAACCACAAACACAUGUUGCCAUCACGUGCUCACAAGUGGCCGCAUUGCCCCAAAGGAAAGGAGCCUCGUUAUCAACCAAAUUGUCACCCAGGUACUCUUCAGCACUGUUGCCCAAUCGAAUUCCGACUGAUCUUCUGGUUAAUGAUCUUUUGCCUUAAAUACCUAGCGCCACUCUUUAAAUACUCUACCAAGUCCCUUGAUACUAAAUACCAACAAGAGAAUAUUUUCUCACUAAUUUAUUCAAAAAUGUGGAAAAAUGGAACUACCAACAGAUUCAACUUUCUAAUAAUAAAUUCAUUAAUGUAAUCUUGCGGUUUCGCUUGACCUGGCUUGACUGUAGCACUAUGUGGCUGUGUACAUAAGCAUAAAUCUCGCAUAACAUUGAAGUUUGGGUGACAUAACUGCAGGUGAGAUAACUUUCAGGCAAGUUGACCAGAACUGUUUGUGAAAGAGAGUUAUCCUGAUACAUGUCUUACUGCACACAGCACACAAUAAUAGCGCUCAAAGCUCAACAAUUUUCAAAGCCACCAUUUGGCGACCUGAAAUUAUAGAAUAGUCACUAGCAGGGUGCAAAGAAAGUCAGUUUUACAGCCUGCCAUUCGGGCAAGCUGUAGUUAGCAUGUACUAGCCCACAAGUCAUUUCAACUAACCCCAAAACCCUUUUUGAUUAGCAGGAUUGAUUACCAUCCUUCUGUAAUUUGAAUUUGCCCAAAAAAUUCACUUGCCUGUCGGUCAAGUUAAGAACAGAAUUCACAAGCCCGAAAGCAAAAUCCACUAGCCCAGGGCUGUCGGACACGACUUUCUUUGCAUGCUGCACUAGGCAUAGAAUAAUUAUUGGAGGCCUAAAAAAAAGAAAAACAACACUUUGUGCAACACUAUAAGAAUGGUUUCGAACCUUGAAUUUGUUAAGUCAACUCCUUCUAAGAUGGACACCUUUGGGAACAUUACUAUGUGUCCAUCUUUUAGAGGAAUGUCCAUCUUUUGAGUCAACUUAAAGGAAUAUAGAAAGCUUGGGACAAACUCUGGGUGUUCAGAUCUUACAGAGGUGUCUGUUAAAUGAGAGUUUACUGUAUUCACAGGGUUGUCAAUAAGAGCCGGCGGCCAGCAAAAUUCACCAGCUAUUUCACAUGAACUUGUCGUCUACUUUUCUUUGGAAUAACCAGUUUUAACAAAUGACAUGAUUUAAAACAGAUACUGAAACAAGCAAUGGUUCAUAGCUAUUGGCAAGAAGAAAUAAAUGAAUAAAGAAAAUUAUUCAUGUGCUGUUGCUGAAUAAAAAAGCCAAAAUUUAGUAAUGAUGUCUGUGUUCUGUUCAAAAACUCUAAUUUUUGCUCCAGAAGGCUGGAAAUGCAUUCUAAGAGGCCCAGAUUUCAAAAUUUUCCAGGGGGCAUGCCUCUGAAUUCCCCUGGAGGCUUGAGCCUUCUGCUCUUGCAAGUUGCACCUUUGGCGCGAGUUUUUUCCAUCUGAAUGAUCUCUGCCUACUCCUAAGCUUUUGCCACCUACUUAAUUUUUUCAACGUGUUGAGAACCCUGAUUCACAUUAUAGUUUAUUGUGAAUUUCUGUAACUUCUGAGAUGAUUCAUUUGAUUGGCUAAGGUUCUGCUCAAUCAUGUAGGAGACUCAAAAAAUGUUUCUGAACUGUAAUGAUUUCUAUCAAUACCAGUAUACAAUCCUUCCAACCACCUUGGUAAACCGGAAAAUCUCCCUGGAGACUCCCAUAUAAAAAAUGAGAAGUGUUCUUGUUUGCCCAGCCCUGUCAAAUUAUUACUUUUCUCAGAUUUUCAUUUGAUUUUUUUUGUAGAGCUGCCUUUAUGACAAAAAUGAUGAUUGUUGGUGACCAGGCUUUUAAGUUCAAUAUAUGGGAUACAGCAGGGCAAGAAAGGGUAAGCUCAUUCAAAUUAGAGUCUGCGGAAUAUUUGCUUUUUUCACAAGAAUUUAUUUUAGAAAUUAGAUUGCAAUACAACUGUAUACUUUUCAUUCAUUUGAUGCAGUUUAAGAGUCUAGCCCCACUCUACUAUCGAGAUGCUGCAGCAGCCAUUUUAGUCUACGAUAUAACAAGUGAUGUAAGUUUUACUGGAUUUAUAAUAAAAACCUUGAAAAAUGUUAGGCUCUCCUUUAUGCACAUGAAGGUAGCAGUAAUGCUUGUACUUCUGAGACAUGUAGAAGUAUGAUAGAAGGUGUGAUCAUGUUUUGUCAAAUCAAUAAUUUAUUCAGCCUGUCACAAAGUAGCCUGCGAUCAUGCCCUCCCUACAUUUGUACUGUAUCUUUCGUGUGGAUCCUUUAUAAUGAUACAUUCAUGUACAUGUUGUGGUUCAAUUUUAUCCUUGGUUUAAAUUUUAUUUCCUUAGUUUUGGGGUAUUGUAAUGUUACUGAGUUUGAAACAAAGAAAAAUAAAAUUUAAACCAAGGAUAAAAUUGAACCGCAACAUACACACUAUCAAUUUCUAGAUUACAUUUGUCUUAUAUUCUUUCUCGUUUUAGAGUUCAUUCCAUGCUUUAAAAAACUGGAUAAGGGAAUUACAAAGAUAUGUUCCAUCUGAUAUUCUUAUCGCUAUUGCUGGAAACAAGUGUGAUAAAACUGACCAAAGGGAGGUAAGCUGCAGGUGCUUUGCCUUGCUGCCCAGGGUUGUCACUAACCCAGGGGGGUACUCAAGAUUUCAAGUAAUAGGGAUGAUCAAAGGGUUUUUUUGGGUUUGAAAUUUUCGAUUUCGGGAUUUUUUGGGGUUGGAAGAUUUUGGCAAGUAUUUUUUGGGUAGCUUGAUUUAAGAGGGCAUUUUUGGGGGUAUUCAAAAGAAUCUGAAGAUGCAUGAUAGUUCCCACGUAUCCCAGCCAUCUAGUUCAGUGAAUAAAUUUGAUAUGGCUCAGAAAUUCAGCAUGGGAUCUUUUUGGGGUUAAAAUUUGGUCCAGGGAAUUUUUGGGGUUUUGUUGGAAGCCCUAGGGAUUUUUUGGGGUUUUGAUUUUUGUCCCCAUUCGAUCAUCCCUGUCACUUGAAGCCUAAACAACUUCCUAGUUUUGCAAUAAGGCAUUUCUGAAUUGGGUAAGUCUGAAUCCAUUGAUAUGAAAAUGUUUUUUUUCUCUCAUACAAAAAAACUCAUUUUCACAGUAAAGGUUUUCUACUUAGCCUUGUUUUAAGAGUGAGAGUUUUUGAACUCAGAAAUGGCCUUUUUUUUUUGGGGGGGUACUUGGGUUAAUUUUUGCUGGGUAUGUGCCACUGGCCUCUCAGAGCCCCUUCCCCAUUAUAGUCUAUUCUGUGGCCAAUAUUAGAUCCCAUCUUAGUCACUUUUGGGCAAAUAUGUAAUUUUUGUGAUCCCAACUUAUUCACUUUCUAUUUUUAUGAAUUGACCCAUUAAUUUUUUUAGAUUGAAAGAAGAACACUUUACUUUUCGUCUGUAGUACAAACAUUCUGUUGCGUUUGCUAACUGUAAAUAUGAAGAACUGUCUUACCCCAAAAAAUUCGAAAAUGUGCGACCCCAUUUUAGUAACUCUAUUGAAAAUGUGACCACCUCCCCCCCCGGGCUUUUUGCCUGUCUACCUAUUACACAUACCCAGCAAUUUAUUUAAUCAGAGGCAUGUUCUGCAGAGAGGACUGCAGGAAAAAUUGGGAAGGGCAGGAAUUGUUAUCUAGGGAAAAUGAGACAAGCUUAGACUUAGGCCCUUAUAAAAAAUACCUGGAUGCACCUCUGAUACACAUGCCUAGAUUCAGUUCUCUGCAGUGGGUGGAGCACUAAGGAAAACCCUGCUUGAAACAUCACCCAGUUGGUGAUAUCAACCAGUGCAUCUUCUUGGUCUGUAUGGGUGGUCCAUGGACCAUUUUGUUAGGUGGUUCACAGGUCUACUGGGUCCAUUGGAAUUAAAAAAGAAAAUCACCUUGUGGUUUCUGAGAUGGACAGAACCUUCAGUUGUUUUAUAAUUCUUUCCCCAAGGUUUUAGUACAGAAGUUGAGUAAACAGUAAGUGAAAACUCUGUUCUUGUUUCUCAGGUUUUAGAAGAAGUAGCUGAGGAGUUUGCAAGUAGCGUAGAGGCAAUAUUUGUUGAGACAAGUGCUAGAACAAACAAAAAUGUUCAUUGGCUAUUUGAAGAGUUGUGUAAGUACUCACUGUAAAUAACUUGAAAUUCAUUCUAGUUUAUGUUCUCAGAGGUUUUAUUUUGCAUUUUAAUAAUUUUCGUGCAUUUUUGUUAGAAAACUCUUCUGCCAAAGUAAUAUGUAUCUAUAGGUAAUAGCAUGAUUUGUAGUGAUUAUUGGCAUAAAUACCAUGAGUGAUAUUUCGAAAUUGGUGUAGGUAAUAGCAUGAUUUGUAGUGAUAUUUGGCAUAAAUAUCACGAGUGAUAUUUCAAAAUUGUUAUACGAAAUUUCAUGAGCCGUUAGGCGAGUGAAAUUUGAGACAAUUUUGAAAUAUCACAAGUGGUAUUUAUGCCAAAUAUCACGUACAAAUCAUGCUAUUAUUUGUUUAUACUACUACCCACAAAAGGUUUGUAAUGUUCACAUGUUUAUUUCAAAUUAAGCUGAAAAACCACUGCUCUAAGCCAAUCAAAUUGCAGUAAUUUCUCAUGUGGUAGUAUAAUUAUACGUAAUUUCACGAGCCGUUAGACGAGUGAAAUUUGAGACAAUUUUGAAAUAUCACGAGUGGCAUUUAUGCCAAAUAUCACGUACAAAUCAUGCCAUUAUUUGUUUUUACUACUAUCCGCAAAGGUUUUGUAAUUUUCACACGUAGGUAUUUCAAAUUAAUCUGAAAUACCACUGUUCUAAGCUAAUCAAAUUGCAAAAAUUUCUCAUGUAGUAGUAUAAAGAAGUUAAUCAUACUCAUCAGCUGAAGCUACUUAAUUUUUGUAAUAAAUCAUUUUGUCAGUCUUGGUGAAAGGAAACUCAAAGAGAGGGGAACAUUUAAGUGGAACCAUUUUUCCCUCCAAGAAUCUGUCACUGGUACAAAUACAGCGUACACUUUUGGAAAUGACUUUCUUGUCACAAAUAACAGGGUUGCAAAUAAUAUCAAAUUAUCAAAACAGUUGGUGUAAUUUACAGUUACUAAUUUAAAUAAACUUCAAUCCAAUAACGAUCAGAAUUUUUGUAAGAUGACGAUGUAUAAAUAAAGCUUUAAAAUUAUCUUUAACAUCUAGCUCGUCGACUUCCUCAAGAAAAUGCAGAUUCUCCAACAGGGAGGCAAACUCUUGUACGACCCAAACCAGCAGAGGAACAUCCAAAAAGAUCUUGUUGUUCAGAAAAGCAGCCAACUACAAAUUACUGAACAUGAUGGGAAGAUUCAGCUUCAUACUGCGAUCUGUCCAUGGACUGUUUCAGAAUGUGUUUUGUACAAGAAAUUGGUCCUUUUUUUCUGAGCAAUAAUAUGGAUUAGCAUCGUUGAACAUGUAGCUUCUGAUUUUGAAAAGACCGAUCCUUAGGCGUGGUUUCACUUGGUCUGUAAUCAUUGGCUACGGUUCCUCGAAAGAUGGUUUAGUCUAACCUAGGAUAAAGUGAAAUUUUAGUAAUUUUUUUUAUCGAGUGAUAAGUGAAUUGAGCUGAAUUGCUGAGUCUUUUCCCAGAGACCCAACUGUGUUCACCAAAAAUUACAGCCCUAAACAGUCCGUGAGAAAGUAAAUCCAACUGGGGGCCAACAUUUUAAGACAGAAUCCACCAGGACAUUGAGUAAUUUUGAUUUUCAGUGGACAAAACUCUUGUACCAGAAUAGUAAUAUUUAAAGCAUAUUGAAUUCUUUAUUACAUUUUUCAAGGGCUUAAGAUGUAAUAAAUCAUUUCUAGUAACACCAAAAAAAAUUUCGUUUGGGAACCCGAGAAAAUGAAUGUCAGAUUUCACAAAAUUACAUCUUACACAUGAAAUUUUCAGAAUUUUACCUGUAAAAUCUCAGUUCUUGUCAAAUUUGGGGUUACUACAGAUGAUUUAUUACAUCUUUAGCCCUUCAAAAAUGUAAAAAAAAGAAUGCAAUAUUAUUUAAAUUAUUCUGGUACAAGAUUUUUGUCCAUUGAAAAUUAAAAUCACUCGAUUUCCUGAUGGAUUCCGUCUUAACACUAGGCAAAGCUAACAAGGCUUCGAGGGCCGUGAUUUGGGGUGGCUGUUUGUUUUAAAAGUCAGUUUUAAGAUGAUGCAUUAGGUGAAUGUUGGUCAGUUAUAUUACUGAUUUGCUGGUAGACCAGCUGACAAAACGUCUUGCAAAGGUAACUGGUUUGUUUGAAAAUGAAGAUAACCGGAGACAUUAAAAGUUAGGAUGUAGAGAGGAGGUAGAUUAUUUGAGAGCACUACCAGUAAGCACAACAGUUGUCUCACUGAGAUAAACAUUAUAUUUUUUCCAUUAAAAAAAUAAAUUAGUCUUCAUUCAUUGUAAUUGUCAGGAAAAUCCUUAUCUCAAGAAGGCGCAAAAACUUUGCUUCAAGUAAUCAGUUCUAAAGUGUCCAUCUGUUUGUUAUAGUGCUAUUUUGCUGUAAGCAGAUGUGAAUUGUUUAGAAAUGACUUGAUUUAUAGGAGAGCUAUUUAAUGUACCGUGAAGCAUUCGACGGGCAAGUACUUUUAAGAAAAUAUUGAUGUAUUAUAACUAUUUUUCUAGUUCAAUCAGGAUGUUACAUUGGACAACAGUAUAAAAAAUUAGUAUUAAAUUAUUACUUUUACCUUACAUCAGGGAUCAAGGGGGAGAACAAAGCUAAAAAUACAAAGAAAAUUCCAAAUUUCAUUUUUAAGAAACCUCAACGCUGUCUAAGACGGGCAGAACGCAUUAGGACCUGCACUAAAAAGUCCGUCUUAGAGAGGUGCCUUGUCUUGUCCCUUCGGGUCACGUGGUCCAAGCGAGUUCCCGACCGUUCGUCUCCGAUAGGUCAAAAAACGUCACCGAAAUGCAUUCACCGAGAAGGCCUGGGAAGACUGUACGUCUAGGGCUGCCGCUGUACCUCUAGGGCUACGCAAGAGAGGUGCCCAUUUAUUAAAUACUUAAGAACGUAAGGAAGCAACGGCAACAGUUCACUGUAAAUCCAAAAGAAUGGUGAAAGAAACAUUUAAAUGACCAAGCUCUAGCAUCGCAUGAAAGUACGAUUGAAGAGGUCUUAUUUGAAUAGUCACAUCACAGGAUCUCAUCUUCAGAUUCAACUACUUUUUACAGCCUGAUAAAUAAUUGACGACGCUUCAUUUGAAUGGUUACCCUAUAGUGUUUUAUGACCAGACUCAAAAAUUCAGAACUUCGUUGCAUUUUUUAAAUAAUUGACUCUAGAAAAGUGGAGACUUUAACAAAAGAACGGCUAUCGUCAUAAUUUUGUUUACUCAGGUACAUGAAUUUUCUUUCUUUUUUUCAGUACCCCGUUGACCACUAAAUCACCAAAAAAGCUUCAGUAAACAUAGAACUCUGAAAAUUUCACUGUGCUGUCAUGCGUUCCUCUCACGCGAGGAGGACACGCGUGACGAAGCCCCAGGAGCGUCUCUGCCUGGGAGGUUAGCCAAUUUGCCAUUUUCGAGUUCCAAAAACUCUCACUUUCAAAACGAGACUAAGUGCAAAAGCUUUCUUGUGAAAAUGUUUUUUGUAUGAAAGUCAUUUUCGCAUCAAUGGCUUCGCAAUUACCCUCGCUUUGAAACAGAGGCUUGGGGCACUUAGUGAAUAGCCUAUUUGUUGUUAAAAUCGAGUUCUUUUGUUUAGCGUAUUUGAAAAAAAGAUGAUACUUUGUAAACAUUCAAAUACCUUCCCUCUUUUAACAGUGAUAUUUAACAAUUUCCACGCAUCAUUGUAAGGUUUAUUUUAUCACAAGGCAAAUAGAAAACUUUUAAAACAUGUUAAGUUUACUUUAAAUGAGACGAUAAAUUAGUUUUAUAUUUUUUCAUAUCAUAAU
Porites lobata is the source of this 8933-nucleotide messenger RNA. The record is from the annotation of a GenBank genome assembly. Lineage: Eukaryota; Metazoa; Cnidaria; Anthozoa; Scleractinia; Poritidae.